Molecule: messenger RNA, 2339 nt
Organism: Lotus japonicus
Lineage: Eukaryota; Viridiplantae; Streptophyta; Magnoliopsida; Fabales; Fabaceae
Product: rust resistance kinase Lr10-like
Exons: 2
Coding region: 283-2100 (605 amino acids)
Biological process (GO): protein phosphorylation
Molecular function (GO): protein kinase activity; ATP binding; polysaccharide binding
Source: RefSeq, a predicted model, not a curated record
AAUGCAUAUUAUUUUAUAUAUAUGAUAUACUAAAUAUUUUAAAUUAUUAUAAUUUUUUAAUAUAAACCGAGUCAAACAAUCGAACCAAUGACCCAGUGGUUGAACCAUUGACUCAUUGACCCAGUGUCUCGACCGAGUCGAUCACCGGUCCGAAUCUGAUAACACUGGCUACACCCGGCUGCUGUCAAAACCGUGUACGCUGACUUUAAACACAACACACAUCCUCUUCAAAACAACAACCUGCAAAGCCAUUCCAAUUCAACACCACAAUAUACAACAACAAUGUCGACUUUUCACAAAUUUCCACUCACGUUGUUGUUGACGUUGUUGUUGUCACUGCUAGCAUAUCCUGCAAUAGCCAACACCCAGCGGUGCACAGAAAAAUGCGGUGGGGUCCGCAUCCAAUUCCCCUUCUAUCUGCAAAACACCACCACCGGCAACAACCACCCUCGCGGCUUCGAUCUCCACUGCACCGAAAACCAAGAAACCGUGCUGAAUCUACCAUCCCUUCAAGUAAAACUGUUCAUCAAAUCCAUAAACUACAAAUCUCAGCAGAUUGAAAUCUACGAUCCUCAGAACUGCCUCUCGAGCCAGCUCUUCUCCAUCGGCAACGCUUCAAUAUCUCCGUUCAAGUUCCAACCGUUGGGCGGGCCGUUGAACGCUUCGUUCUUCCGGUGCGGCGAUUCGAGAUCAUGCCCGAUUUUGGCGCGUGGAACUGAAGCUGAUUUUGUUGAUCCUGAACUGGUUUCGUGCACGAAGUUGCGUGAUGUUUUGUCGGUGGAUUGGCUUUGGGAUGAUGUGUGGAAUGAGGAGGAGAAUAGUUUGGUUAUGGAGUGGUCGGAGCCUGAGUGUGGUUAUUGUGAAGAACAGGGGCUGAAAUGUAGAUGGAAAAAUGGUACCAGUGGUGGAGGACGAGAAGGAGAAACUGAAUGUUUCAUCUGCAAAACAAGCAGAUUUUCAACUUCAGAUAUUGUGCGAAUUGUUGCAGCGGCAAUUGGUGGUUUGAUUCUACUGCUGCUGUUGGUCCUUGCAUUGCACCGGAUUUAUCGCUACUUUAAGAUGAAAGGAGAAGACUUUGCAAGGAUAGAAAAGUUCUUGGAGGAUUAUAGGGCAAUGAAGCCUACAAGAUUCACCUAUGCUGAUAUCAAGAGAAUCACAAAUGGUUUCAAAGAGUGCUUAGGUGAAGGGGCACAUGGAGCAGUUUUCAAAGGCAUGCUCUCCCAAGAGAUUCUUGUUGCUGUGAAGAUACUCAAUGAGACACAGGGAGAUGGGAAGGAUUUCAUCAAUGAAAUUGGAACCAUGGGGAAAAUUCACCAUGUCAAUGUGGUUCGCUUACUCGGAUUCUGCGCGGACGGGUUCCACCGUGCUCUUGUCUAUGAUUUCUUCCCAAACGGUUCACUGCAGAGAUUCUUAGCUCCACCAGAUAACAAGGAUGUUUUCCUUGGGUGGAGGAAGUUGCAGCAGAUUGCUCUUGGUGUUGCAAGAGGGAUUGAGUAUCUCCAUGUGGGUUGUGAACAUAGAAUACUCCACUUUGACAUCAAUCCCCACAAUGUGUUAAUAGAUGAUCACUUCAUUCCCAAAAUUACUGAUUUUGGCUUAGCCAAAUUGUGUCCCAAAAAUCAAAGCACAGUGUCCAUGACUGCGGCUAGGGGAACCUUGGGCUACAUUGCACCUGAAGUUUUCUCAAGAAACUUUGGUAAUGUGUCUUAUAAAUCUGACAUUUACAGCUAUGGAAUGUUGCUGCUAGAGAUGGUUGGAGGAAGAAAGAACACAAACAUGACAGCUGAGGAAACUUUCCAGGUUCUGUACCCGGAAUGGAUCCAUAAUUUGCUUGAAGGUAAAGAUGUGCAGGUUAAUAUUGAGGAGGAGGGAGAUGUUAGCAUUGCCAAGAAACUUGCCAUUGUUGGUCUUUGGUGCAUUCAGUGGAACCCGGUGGACCGACCGUCCAUGAAAACUGUGGUGCAGAUGCUUGAAGGGGAGGGAGACAAGUUAAUGGCACCCCCUACUCCUUUUGAUUCUCCUGGUUCUUUCAGAAUAAAUGCAAUUAUUCCAGCCAGACAUCUGAAUUCAGGGUUGGAAGUUAUUCAGGAGAUAGAGUAAAUUAUGAGGUUAUUUUUAGAUUCAUCUAAUGUUUUUUUUUUUUUAUCUUCUACGGAUGUCCCCACUCGUUUGGGAAACUAUCGCUAUCUCUCUUAACAAAUAACUUUCCCGAUAUUCAAACUUGUAUUUUCACUCCUACAUGAGUCUAGAUUGCUCACCACUUCACAAACAUAUUGUUGGUAGGUAUCAUUAAUAUAAUAUGAACUUUAUUGAAGUUGUAAGAUUCAUUUGUUCUUUCA